Molecule: messenger RNA, 498 nt
Organism: Fraxinus pennsylvanica
Lineage: Eukaryota; Viridiplantae; Streptophyta; Magnoliopsida; Lamiales; Oleaceae
Source: the annotation of a GenBank genome assembly
AUGACUCUCCCAGAAAUGGAGAAACCUCUAGUCACAGAGAUACAAGUUCGCAUGGACUGCAGUGGAUGCGUGCAGAAAAUAAAGAAGGCCUUGCAUGGUAUCAAUGAUCCUCACAAAAUAGCCAAAGCCAUUAAGAAAACUAGAAGAACUGUGAUAAUUUGUUCAGAUUCAGAGCCAUCUGAUGAUCACUCGUCAGAACCAGCACCAGGAACAGAGGGAGGAGCACCACCAGCAACAGAGGGAGCUAACCAGCUCACAGCAGAAACACCAACACAAGCAGAGGCACCAAAAGAAUCAUUACCAGUGUCGGAAAAUCCACCAUCUGAUGGUGCUAAUGGUACUCCAACAAACCAGCCUCCAGUUCAAACCUCUAAACCAAAAGAUGCUGAAGAAAUUCAUGUGAUACACCACCAUGUUAUGUACCAGAUAGAUAUGGGCCAUAUGGCUACGGUGGUGGACAAUGGAAUCCACACCGUGGUUCACCAGCACCGGGAUUGA